AUGUCUCCGACUCAGCGCCGCACGAUCGGCACUGCCCUCCCAAUCUCUCGAGGGAUCUGGGCAAGGCUGCGCUCGGCCUCCGAGGCGGCGUGGAAGCUCCGUUCGCCGCUCCGGCUCCGCUAUUCGUACGCAAUACUGCGCGACUGGUCGCCCACGCCACUUCUUUCGUGGUUACGACUACUAUGGCCAAUCCCCUGGCAUUUUUCUACUCGCCUGCCCGAAAACCCGCGUUACUUGCAGCAAAAUCCAGAGCUGGUUGCCCAUCGUAACGACAGGGUUUACGACAUGACGUUGAUGCCGAUGUGGCGGGGGCGUGACAGUCCCCAGCGGUCUUUCUACCGCAUGUACGAAAACUUUUGCGCCGAGCAAGGUGUUCUCCUUGGCUACGAGACCGAAUAUUUCUGGAAACACGCCGAACCGGCCUGGGCUCUUCGCCUGCUGCCCAAACCCCGGGCUUGUGGCCAUCCGGACCUGCAGCGAGAUGCCGUUAUGGCUUCGUUUCUGGAAGAUGUCGUGAAUGCUUUCAACUGGCGCCUGGAAUUAGGCCUGCGCCGAGGGGCACCCUUGGUAGAGCGUGCUGACGACGGGACUCCUGCGCCUUUCGUUCCUGAAAGGUGCCCUGACUGGGUGGCCCAGGUAGGCCCGCUGCCCGAAACGCUACUGCUCCAUGAGGACUGGGACAUGCUGAUCCCUGGCGAUGACGCUGGAGCCUCGGUACACCUAGAACCAUAUCGCAAGCGAAACAUUGUGGCUGGUGACACCGAGUCUGGCAUCAACGGCUAUCUGAGGACGGGUUGA
Molecule: messenger RNA, 798 nt
Organism: Anthostomella pinea
Lineage: Eukaryota; Fungi; Ascomycota; Sordariomycetes; Xylariales; Xylariaceae
Source: the annotation of a GenBank genome assembly